AUGAAUUCAUCUUAAUAUGGUGCAUUUGGUAUGAGUGGUAAUAAUUUCAAUUAAGCAAAACCACCUGUCAAUAAUUACAAUUUUGAAAAUGUUAGAGUAAAUCAUCAUUUUUAUGAGAUUAGGCAUAAUAACCUGCACCAGGUGGACCAUAACCUUCAAGAGGAAAACCUAUUGGUACAGCAGCCAGAUAACCUUAAGCAGAAGCUAGACCUAUGACAUCUAAUAGAGGAGCUAAUUUUGGGUAAAAGAAGGACCCAUUCAAUUCCACUCAGAAUCAAUUAAAUUUGAAUAAACCAAAACUUGAAACUAAUCCUGAAGAAUAAUUUAAAUCAAUAGAAAAAGAAAUCAAUACUCUUAUAGAAUAGAGUGCCAUGGCUAAAUUGAGGGGAAAUUUAUCAGAAUGUUUAGAAAAAGCCAAAGAAGCAUUCAAUAAGGAAAAAAAGUUAAGAUAAUCUAAGGAAGCAUAAAAUUUAGCUGAAUCAAUUAAUACUGAUCUUAGCUAUUGUGUAGCCUUAACUUAAGCAUGCGCUUUACAUGCUAAUGGAUUACAUCAAGAUGCUCUAUCUAAAUAUUAAGAAAUUAUAAAAUGUAAAUAAUACCCUCAAGCAGGCAGAUUAAGAGUAAAUAUGGGCAAUAUUUAUUUUGAAUAAAAGAAGUACCCUAAUGCAAUAAAGAUGUAUAAGAUGGCAUUAGAUUUAAUUCCUGCUACUUCUAAAGAAAUGAGAUUCAAAAUAUAAAAAAAUAUAGGUCAUGCUUAAGUGAGACUUGGAAAAGAGAAAAUUAAAGAAGCUAUAACAACUUAUGAAUAAAUCCUUAAAAAUUCACCUGAUUUUCCAACAGGAUUUAAUUUAAUGAUUUGUUUAUAUUUAAGUGGAAAUAAGAAUAAAAUGAAAGAUUAUUUUGUUACUUUACUUACAAUAGAAAUACCAGGAGAGAGUGAAGAAGAGAAUAAUGAAAAUAAGGGUACUACAAUUACAGAUAAAUUAAGAGAAGAUACUAAAGAAAGAAGAAGAGAAGCUAUUUAUUAUAUUGUAACAUCUGCAAAAUUGAUUGCUCCUUUAAUUGAAGAUGAUAUUAUUGUAGGAUAUGAAUGGAUUUUAGAAUAGUUAAAGAAUUCAACAUUUCCAGAAGCUGAAACUGAAAUUGAAAUAUGUAAAGCAAUGGCAUUUUUGAAAAAAAAGAAUAUUGAAAAAUCUAUUGAAACUUUGAAAGGAUUUGAAAAGAAAGAUAAAUAAAUUAUGGCAAGAAUAGCAACAAAUAUCUCAUUUUUGUAUUUCUUAGAAAAUGAUUAUAAACAGGCUGAAAAAUAUGCAGAAAUUGCAAUUACAUAUGAUAGAUAUAAUGCUAAAGCUUUAGUAAAUAGAGGUAAUUGUCUUUAUGUUAAAAAUGAAUUUUUAAGAGCCAAAGAAUAAUAUUUAGAAGCUAUUGGUGUAGAAGCUGAUUGUAUUGAAGCACUCUACAAUUUGGCAUAUGUUAAUAGGAAAUUGAAUAUGUUUGUUGAAUCUCUAUAAGCAUUAGAUAAACUUUAAACUAUUGUUUGUAUUCCUGAAGUUUUAUUUCAAAUGGCUACAUUAUAUGAAAUGACUGGUAAUUCUAAAUAAGCUAUGAAAUGGUAUUUGGAAGUAUUGAAUAAAGUACCAAAUGAUCCCAAUAUCUUGGCUAGACUUGGAUCCUUAUUUGCAAGGGUAUAGAAAAUAAUAAAUAAUUUAUUAGGAAGAUGAUGAACCUUAGGCUUUGCAUUAUUUCUAAGAAUCAUAUAGAAUUCUACCUACUAACAUAGAAACAAUUUCAUGGUUAGGAGUGUAUUAUGUGAAAUAGGAAAUGUAUGAAAAGGCUAGUUUAUAUUUCGAAAGAGCUGCAUAAGUUUAAUCAAGAGAUGUUAAAUGGAAAUUGAUGGUUGCUAGUUGUUAUAGAAGAAUGGGACAUUUCUAAAAAGCUUUAGGGAAUUACUAAAAGAUAUAUUCAGAUUAUCCUGAUAAUAUUGAAUGUAUUAAUUUAUAUUUAUUUAUUUAGGUCUCAGAUUUNAAUAAUACCCUCAAGCAGGCAGAUUAAGAGUAAAUAUGGGCAAUAUUUAUUUUGAAUAAAAGAAGUACCCUAAUGCAAUAAAGAUGUAUAAGAUGGCAUUAGAUUUAAUUCCUGCUACUUCUAAAGAAAUGAGAUUCAAAAUAUAAAAAAAUAUAGGUCAUGCUUAAGUGAGACUUGGAAAAGAGAAAAUUAAAGAAGCUAUAACAACUUAUGAAUAAAUCCUUAAAAAUUCACCUGAUUUUCCAACAGGAUUUAAUUUAAUGAUUUGUUUAUAUUUAAGUGGAAAUAAGAAUAAAAUGAAAGAUUAUUUUGUUACUUUACUUACAAUAGAAAUACCAGGAGAGAGUGAAGAAGAGAAUAAUGAAAAUAAGGGUACUACAAUUACAGAUAAAUUAAGAGAAGAUACUAAAGAAAGAAGAAGAGAAGCUAUUUAUUAUAUUGUAACAUCUGCAAAAUUGAUUGCUCCUUUAAUUGAAGAUGAUAUUAUUGUAGGAUAUGAAUGGAUUUUAGAAUAGUUAAAGAAUUCAACAUUUCCAGAAGCUGAAACUGAAAUUGAAAUAUGUAAAGCAAUGGCAUUUUUGAAAAAAAAGAAUAUUGAAAAAUCUAUUGAAACUUUGAAAGGAUUUGAAAAGAAAGAUAAAUAAAUUAUGGCAAGAAUAGCAACAAAUAUCUCAUUUUUGUAUUUCUUAGAAAAUGAUUAUAAACAGGCUGAAAAAUAUGCAGAAAUUGCAAUUACAUAUGAUAGAUAUAAUGCUAAAGCUUUAGUAAAUAGAGGUAAUUGUCUUUAUGUUAAAAAUGAAUUCUUAAGAGCCAAAGAAUAAUAUUUAGAAGCUAUUGGUGUAGAAGCUGAUUGUAUUGAAGCACUCUACAAUUUGGCAUAUGUUAAUAGGAAAUUGAAUAUGUUUGUUGAAUCUCUAUAAGCAUUAGAUAAACUUUAAACUAUUGUUUGUAUUCCUGAAGUAUUGUAUCAAAUGGCUACAUUAUAUGAAAUGACUGGUAAUUCUAAAUAAGCUAUGAAAUGGUAUUUGGAAGUAAUGAAUAAAGUACCAAAUGAUCCCAAUAUAUUGGCUAGACUUGGUUCUUUAUUUGCUAGGGUAUAGAAAAUAAUAAAUAAUUUAUUAGGAAGAUGAUGAACCUUAGGCUUUGCAUUAUUUUUAAGAAUCAUAUAGAAUUCUACCUACUAACAUAGAAACAAUUUCAUGGUUAGGAGUGUAUUAUGUGAAAUAGGAAAUGUAUGAAAAGGCUAGUUUAUAUUUCGAAAGAGCUGCAUAAGUUUAAUCAAGAGAUGUUAAAUGGAAAUUGAUGGUUGCUAGUUGUUAUAGAAGAAUGGGACAUUUCUAAAAAGCUUUAGGGAAUUACUAAAAGAUAUAUUCAGAUUAUCCUGAUAAUAUUGAAUGUAUUAAUUUAUAUUUAUUUAUUUAGGUCUCAGAUUUNAGUACCCUAAUGCAAUAAAGAUGUAUAAGAUGGCAUUAGAUUUAAUUCCUGCUACUUCUAAAGAAAUGAGAUUCAAAAUAUAAAAAAAUAUAGGUCAUGCUUAAGUGAGACUUGGAAAAGAGAAAAUUAAAGAAGCUAUAACAACUUAUGAAUAAAUCCUUAAAAAUUCACCUGAUUUUCCAACAGGAUUUAAUUUAAUGAUUUGUUUAUAUUUAAGUGGAAAUAAGAAUAAAAUGAAAGAUUAUUUUGUUACUUUACUUACAAUAGAAAUACCAGGAGAGAGUGAAGAAGAGAAUAAUGAAAAUAAGGGUACUACAAUUACAGAUAAAUUAAGAGAAGAUACUAAAGAAAGAAGAAGAGAAGCUAUUUAUUAUAUUGUAACAUCUGCAAAAUUGAUUGCUCCUUUAAUUGAAGAUGAUAUUAUUGUAGGAUAUGAAUGGAUUUUAGAAUAGUUAAAGAAUUCAACAUUUCCAGAAGCUGAAACUGAAAUUGAAAUAUGUAAAGCAAUGGCAUUUUUGAAAAAAAAGAAUAUUGAAAAAUCUAUUGAAACUUUGAAAGGAUUUGAAAAGAAAGAUAAAUAAAUUAUGGCAAGAAUAGCAACAAAUAUCUCAUUUUUGUAUUUCUUAGAAAAUGAUUAUAAACAGGCUGAAAAAUAUGCAGAAAUUGCAAUUACAUAUGAUAGAUAUAAUGCUAAAGCUUUAGUAAAUAGAGGUAAUUGUCUUUAUGUUAAAAAUGAAUUCUUAAGAGCCAAAGAAUAAUAUUUAGAAGCUAUUGGUGUAGAAGCUGAUUGUAUUGAAGCACUCUACAAUUUGGCAUAUGUUAAUAGAAAAUUGAAUAUGUUUGUUGAAUCUCUAUAAGCAUUAGAUAAACUUUAAACUAUUGUUUGUAUUCCUGAAGUAUUGUAUCAAAUGGCUACAUUAUAUGAAAUGACUGGUAAUUCUAAAUAAGCUAUGAAAUGGUAUUUGGAAGUAAUGAAUAAAGUACCAAAUGAUCCCAAUAUAUUGGCUAGACUUGGUUCUUUAUUUGCUAGGGUAUAGAAAAUAAUAAAUAAUUUAUUAGGAAGAUGAUGAACCUUAGGCUUUGCAUUAUUUUUAAGAAUCAUAUAGAAUUCUACCUACUAACAUAGAAACAAUUUCAUGGUUAGGAGUGUAUUAUGUGAAAUAGGAAAUGUAUGAAAAGGCUAGUUUAUAUUUCGAAAGAGCUGCAUAAGUUUAAUCAAGAGAUGUUAAAUGGAAAUUGAUGGUUGCUAGUUGUUAUAGAAGAAUGGGACAUUUCUAAAAAGCUUUAGGGAAUUACUAAAAGAUAUAUUCAGAUUAUCCUGAUAAUAUUGAAUGUAUUAAUUUAUAUUUAUUUAUUUAGGUCUCAGAUUUUUGGUUUAGUUAUGUAGAGAAAUGGGAUUACCAUAUGAAGAAUAUGCUGGAUAAUUGAGAAAAUUAGAGAGAGAAAUGGAAAUGAUGGAUGGAUAUUAAGGUUAAGAUAUUAAUUUAAUUAAUAAUGAAGAGGAAUAGGUUAGAUUACCAUAAGGAGAUGAUAAUCCAGUUAGUUUUACAAAUAAUACUAGGUAAUUAUUAAUUCAUAUUAUUAUUAUAGACGUGGGAAUAAACAGCCACCUCCUAAAGCAAAUGUUAGAUAAAAUAUUGAUGAUGAAUAAUUCUAAGAUGGGGUAGAAGAUAACUUUUUGCCUUGA
This is a messenger RNA of Paramecium primaurelia, 5146 nucleotides long. NCBI's taxonomy places the organism in Eukaryota, Ciliophora, Oligohymenophorea, Peniculida, Parameciidae. The record is from the annotation of a GenBank genome assembly.